GUUAUAUUGAUUUAUCUAAACGAAGAGUUUCGCCAGAAGACAUCGAAAAGUGUGAAGAAAAAUUUGCAAAAGCAAGAGCAGUCAAUAGUAUUCUAAGGCAUGUAGCCGAGAUCCUAAAAUAUGAAUCAGAUGAAGAAUUAGAGGAACUAUAUAAGAAAACCGCUUGGUACUUCGAUGAAAAGUGUAAAAAGCAAGCUAGUUCUUAUGAUAUGUUUAAACAUGCUGUAAAUGAUCCAUCAAUAUUAGAUGAGUGUGGCUUAGAUAAUCAAACCAAAGAAACAUUACUGUCUAAUAUUCGAAGGCGUCUGACUCCUCAAGCUGUAAGGAUACGAGCAGAUAUUGAAGUUGCUUGUUAUGGUUAUGAAGGAAUUGAUGCAGUCAAAAAUGCAUUAAGAGCCGGAAUAAAUUGUUCGACCGAAGAAAUGCCUAUUAAGAUUAACUUAAUUGCACCACCCCUGUAUGUUUGCACAACAACUACAAUGGAAAAAGCUGAUGGUUUAAAAGCUUUGCAAGAUGCAAUCAAUAAAAUUGAAACAACCAUAAAGUCAUCUGAUGGAGUGUUCAAUAUUGUUAUUGCUCCUAAAGUUGUAACUGAUUUAGAUGAAGCAGAACUUGCGCGACAAUUUGACAAACUAGAAAUGGAAAAUGCUGAAGUUUCUGGUGACAGUGAUGUUGAUGCUGAAGAUUCAGAUGAAGAGAAAAAAGAUGAUGCUGAAUAAUUUUGAACAAUAGCUCUUUUUUUUUUCUCUGUAUUAUUUUGUACAUCAAUUCAUGCUCUAAAAAAAACUUAUGAAAUGUUAUAACACGGUAUAUUUAUAGCAUAUCUAUUUCAAUCAAUAACUGAAAAAUGCUCUUGUGUAAUUAUGUUUUGUUGUAUUUUUUGUUUUAAAAAUAUUUUUAGUUUAAAUAAUGAAUUAUUCAAAACUUAAAAAUAAUGAAAACGUAUAUAAUAUUCUGAGUUCAUGUCCUGUUA
Molecule: messenger RNA, 973 nt
Organism: Uloborus diversus
Lineage: Eukaryota; Metazoa; Arthropoda; Arachnida; Araneae; Uloboridae
Product: eukaryotic translation initiation factor 2 subunit 1-like
Exons: 6
Cellular component (GO): eukaryotic 48S preinitiation complex; eukaryotic translation initiation factor 2 complex; multi-eIF complex
Molecular function (GO): RNA binding; translation initiation factor activity; ribosome binding
Source: RefSeq, a predicted model, not a curated record